AUGUCGCUUCCUCAUGCCCAUAUCGUGAAUGCCGGUGCCCUCGCGCCCCCGGUCCACAGUCUUCUCCAGGACGACGACGACGACCUCGACGACAUCUGCCCGGUGUGCGAGAGCGAGUGCACGUGCCCCAAAAAGGCGACCGUCCCCGCCGCUCCCCUUCCUUCUGCGCCCUCUACGACUUCUUUUACGCCCUCGGCAGCCCAUACACCCGCCGCAGGCAAGCGUCCGCUCAAGAUCAAAUUCACAGUGCCUCCCAAUCUCAAGUCGCGUCCCAAGCCGCCCACGACUCCUACCCACUCAGGCGCCCGUCUCGGUCCCGUCCCUCACGAUGCCGGUCCCUCCACCGCAAAACUCGUCGGCACCGUCGGGCCCCAAUCCAAGCGGCGUGGUCGCCCGCCGAAAGCCCUGUCCGCAAAAAACGGCACGAAGAAGAAAGCGGCUGCGGACGAUUCGGAGUACAAGGCCAGAGGCACGACAGGAAUCUCGCACCUCGUUCGCAAACCCCACCAGCCUCCUGCUCCGGCCCCAAGCUCGUCUCUCGCUGAUUUAAGCGACAGCACGCUUUCGGACUACCCGACAUUUGUCCCUGCCGCUAGUAACUCUGCUCGAUCUAGCUCGUCCGAGUCCCCCGAUUCUUCGAUCGACUCUGACUCUGAGCCGGACGACCAGUUCUUCGCACACAAGGACGACGUACGGCACUCUACAAAACUUUUACCUAGCCAUGUUGGCCACAAAAAGCCGCUAAAAGGAGGAGGAAAGUGGGAGAUCAAACCGCGUAAAAAGUCGGUCGGAGCAGAUGAAGAGGAUGAUGAGGACUCGACCGACAGCGGUGAGUCCGAUGCUUCUUCCGAGGAUGGUGACGAUGAAGAGGACGACGACGACGAUGACGUGGAUGCGGAUGCGGAGGCCGACGUUGAGGGUGGUGGGAUGGUGGAUGCCGAUCUGGACGACGACGAAGCCGAUGGUCGUAUUGGGAUCUCGUUCCCUGGGACGGGCUGGAGCGACGACGACGAGGAAUCCUCCUUCGACGCGGAUCUCUUCUUUGCCAACUUGGACUCUGACUCUGGUGCGUCCUCACCUGAGGCGCACUAUGCCGAUCUGCGGGCUUUUCCUGGUGACAGUGCCGAGCAUAUCACCAAUUUCUCUGCCGAUGAAGAGGAUGCACUACUGCUCAUGGAUCUCGAUCCGUCCGUGCAACUCCGCCGCGGGGAAGGCGAGUUCGAAAUCGGUGUUGAUUUGGACAACCUGUUCGGAUGGGAUGGCCCGCUCUUCUUCUCUAGCCAUCGCUCAGGUGACUCCUUUGGACUUGCUGUUGGUAUGCAGGCCGCGGAUCAAGAUGAAGACAUGGCCUCUGUCUCUGGUUCGGAAGCAACUUCAUCCAACACGGGCACCGUUGUCAUGCUGGACAGUGACGGAGAUACUACUGAGGACGAGCUCGUGGACUCAGACGGCCUGCCGAAUCCCCGCGCGAUGAUGCUGUUCCAGUGGCCGAGCACAAUUUCCGCCAUCAAUCCCAUGUCCACUGUCAGUCCGUCUGAUGACCCUCCCACACACGCAUCACCAAGCACACGCAUUGCCCUUGCUUCCAUAUCAUCCCAAGCCCAAUCUCAUCCACCGGCAACCCCGCGUCCUGCAGACAUUCUCGCGGGUAGGGUUUCCAUGGACGACCUGGAAGACAUAGAGAUGGAGAAGGCGGAGAAGAAGACUGUGGUCCGCGUGAGGAGGAGACGAGGGAGCUACGUUCCGGUCAUGGGCAACUUUGUAGUCGACGACGUUCAUGCCACUGUCCGCACCGCGAUCGUCAGCCCAGGCAACGAGGUCCCAAGUUUUUACCCUCGUCCGAUCCGGAUUGCGCGACCUACCGAGCCCAGUUCAGCACAAAUCCCUCCGUCAGAAGUGAGCAUUUGUCUCACAAUGUCUACCAUGGGCCCUCCCCAGCCCACAGAAUCAUCCGAAGAGGUUCACGAGCCAUCUCAGCAAUCGUAUGCCUCUGAUGCUUCGACCGAGGCUAUCGAACUCGACGACGUGCUCGAUUCGUCGCUCCUCGACUCGGAACCAUCCUUCCAGGAGGACACAGACAUCGGCGAUGUUACGUCACCGUCAAGCCCCGUCAAGUCCACAGACAGUCCGCAUAUGCACAACUUGUCCAGAUGGGACCGUAUUCCUCUGGCGACUUUCCGUCGGACCCGCGAGAGUGCUACCGCUUCCGGGGUCGACGGUGGGACUUCUGAUGCCGGCAUGGGCGCAUUCCCAUAUCGCGGGAUAGGGUCAAUGAUGGGCGGGAUGUCUCUCUUCACUCCACCUCGACCGCUCGGGCUGGACAAGAUGUCUCGCGCGUCAGCGCGGAAGAAGAAAGGUCGUCACUCGCACGGAUCGUCCCCGACGCUCCUUCCCACACGAGAUGGUGUUCUUGGCUCGCCAUUCGUACCCGCUUCUGGGUCGAGUUCGUCGCACAACGGUCAGAGCAGUCGGUCGAAGAAGGAUAUGAAGCGGGAGAAGGCCAUGAUGAAGAAGAAGAUGGCCCCCAAGUCAUCGCAGCAUAGGUGCCAGCCCCAGCGUGGGCACAACCACCACCCAAACCACAAAAGCAGAGCGACGAACGCUGUUCAGCGUACUGGUUUUUCGUCCGGUGCAGGCUCGUCGAUCCCUUCGCUUUCGAUUUAG
Molecule: messenger RNA, 2664 nt
Organism: Epithele typhae
Lineage: Eukaryota; Fungi; Basidiomycota; Agaricomycetes; Polyporales; Epitheliaceae
Exons: 2
Coding region: 1-2664 (887 amino acids)
Source: RefSeq, a predicted model, not a curated record